This is a messenger RNA of Fusarium mangiferae, 732 nucleotides long. RefSeq lists its product as uncharacterized. The record is from RefSeq and is a predicted model, not a curated record. Lineage: Eukaryota; Fungi; Ascomycota; Sordariomycetes; Hypocreales; Nectriaceae. The transcript has a single exon. The coding region runs from base 1 to 732 and encodes 243 amino acids.
AUGAAGCUCACAGCGGGUCUCCUCAUCCUUAACCUACUCUCCCUGGGCCUGGCUUCAAUUUACAAUGAAUGGGGAUUUGACAACGCACCAUCUACGGGACUGAAUGACAUAACCUUCCCUAUGAGUAUGAAGGGAGCACCCAGAACAAAUGGUUACUAUUUUGCACAACAAUUUAGCUUCAAAGGAAUGAGCGAUGUCGGGUACACCGGCCUCCAACCUCGGCCUGAGAAAAAUGGCAAACGGGUCGUUCAUGCUGUCUUCUCCUCGUUCCAGGAUGGGACUACAACUCAGCACAAGAACUGCCACGCAGGCGCUGACGGUGGCCCCGGAGUCAGCUGUGCAAUUGACAUCUUUGGUAGCUAUUCUCACCUCUACCACUUUACCGUGCGCAACAUCGGCGGUACAACUUGGAGAGGGACUCUUACCGAUACAGCCACUGGAAAAUCCAAUGUCAUUGGCGAGUGGAAGCUUCCGUCUUCAGCAGGCAAGAUUGACAAUGGGCAAGUCGGUUUCGUCGAGUACUUUAACUGGAAUGAUGGGACAACGAAUCAUGAGUGUAAGACGCAGCCCUUCACUCAAGUAUUCUUCGGCAACCCUACCUCCAGGACAUCAGGAGCUAUUGGUGGUGCGAUCACCAAGAUUUAUGAAGCUGGCGAAUGUGUCGGAAAAUUGGAUCUGAAGGCCACCAAAACUACCAAGGGAUAUAAGAUCAAGGCUGGCUUUGUCCAGUAG